AUGCGCGUGAUGAGGAAUAGAUCCGUCGAGUCGAGUAUACACAAGAAAGGAAAGAAGGACGCAUGGGAUAGAAUUAGCGAAAGGAUCGGCGAAUGCCUGCGACUGGAGAGUAUGAUCUCGCGGUUAACAAUUCAAGAGGACAAGAAAGGAAUGAACGCAUCAAGAAAGGAAUACUAUUACAAGGCGGGCGAUGAAGCAAAAAUGGAAGCAAUGGACGUCGAUGGAAUGCGCCUAGAGAUCGUCGGAAUCGGCUCGGCGAUGCUGAGGGAUGAGGCCAUGCAUUUGGCAACGGCGGACCGUCUCCCAGACGUCGUUCUGAAACGACUCGAGGGACUCCUGGAUCUUCUUAAUCGAAUUCCGUACGGCGGUCGUUCCGCGUCGCGCGUUGACCGAGUGUUCCAGCAAGAGCGAUUCGACGUGCUCGAGACGUUCCAGGAAGGCGUCGAACUGUUCUUCAGUGGUCCUCCCGUCCGUCGAGCGAAAGAGGGCCGUCGGAUAGACGGGCCCGGCGAUGAUGCUGGUCGCUGCGUCG
Molecule: messenger RNA, 532 nt
Organism: Punctularia strigosozonata HHB-11173 SS5
Lineage: Eukaryota; Fungi; Basidiomycota; Agaricomycetes; Corticiales; Punctulariaceae
Exons: 4
Source: RefSeq, a predicted model, not a curated record